AUGAACUGCGGUAACAGAGGUCCCGCCAGCUGGAUUAUUACUGUCCUUCUAUGGGUCCACUUGGUUUCGCUCACAGGAGCUACUCAGACGUACUGCUCCUCGCAGAACACGGGGUCCACCCCUGCCAAUUACGACCUGUACCAAAGCAACGGAUUAUGCUCUGGUCACUGUAGCGGAUACUCGUAUGCGGUUGUUCAGGGCUACGACUGCUGGUGCUCGAAUGACGAACCCACAACGAAAGAUUCCGUCGGAGAUUGCAGCUCUGCUUGUCCCGGCUACGGUUACGAACAGUGCGGGGAAUCAGAUAAAGGACUUUUCGGAUACAUUUAUUUGGGAACCUCUAGCUUAACAACGAGCUCAGGCUCUUCCAGCUCCACCUCCUCGUUCGUUUCAUCAUCAUCAUCAUCAAGUAGCUCAAUUUCUAACAGUCCCUCAAGUUCCUCAAGUUCGUCAAGUUUUCCAAGCACUCUUCCCGUGUCCAGCACUACAUCCUCUUCAAGCUCUUCCCUCUCCGCGUCUGCCUCCCCCAGCUCGAGCUCAACUUCAUCGUUGGCUGGAAGUAGCAGUACGACACCCUCAAGCUCAUCAAAUACGCCCAUCUCAUCGUCUUCAUCAGGCUGGUCAUCUUCUGCUCCCUCUUCGAGCUCGAUGAAGUCCUCAUUAAUAAGCUCCUCGACGGCUGUAUCGAGCUCAGUAAUGUCUAGCUCGAGUUCCUCGACAUCCCUUUCAAGCUCUUCCACAUCUACUUCAAGCUCCUCCACAUCUACUUCAAGCUCUUCCAUUUCUACUGCAAGCGCUUCGACUUCGAGUUCAAGCUCAUCGGCAUCUACUUCAAGCUCAUCGAUACUAUCUGAAAGAACAUCUUCGUCGAGUACAUCAAUGAGUUCUCCAUCAUCAUCCUAUUCUCCCUCAACAUCCUCGGACGGUCUUUUGACAUCUUUGCUUUAUUCUGUGCAGACGGUGACAGCUUCGCCGACAGCUGGGGGAAGUUCGAGCGACUAUGUUCUUACUACUCAAGUCAUUACGACUAUUUACUCUACACCCACCGGCCAAACAUCCUCUGGAACAAACUCUAAUCAUACAAGCCCUCAGAACUCUGGCUCUGAUGCUAAAGGCUUUUGGGCUCCACCCGGUAAAAUAGCUGGAACCUUUGUCGCAGUCGGUGUAGUUGUAGCUUGCCUUGCACUUUUCGUGCUACUAUUUUGGUAUCGCCGCAGGCACCGUAAGGAUGAAGAUUUUGAGAGAAGGUAUAAUGAUGUUGUGGCACCUGUUUGUAGUAAUGCCAGUAUUGGGCCUGCAUCGACGGCAUCGCCAAACGGGUUUAUCUACGCUGAUGAAAAAGGAAUUCAAGGAGCUCCACCCUCUUCAGAGAAGAAUGACAAGCGAAUAUCCCAAACUACAAGUCUUGCAGAUUCUGAAAGUGGAGCUGUACCGGAGGAUGGGCCAGUUGUUGUAGAUCAACGAUUAGACCCACGACAAAUGUUUAUGAUGCAGUGGGAGAAUGGUGGAAGUAAAGUGUCGCUGGCUGACGAUGUUGACUAUUCUAGAAAGGUGUUGCGGGUAAUAAAUGAAUGA
Messenger RNA from Lachancea nothofagi CBS 11611, 1575 nucleotides. NCBI's taxonomy places the organism in Eukaryota, Fungi, Ascomycota, Saccharomycetes, Saccharomycetales, Saccharomycetaceae. The record is from the annotation of a GenBank genome assembly.